AUGUGCGAGUCCCUAAAUUGUAUGAGAGGACAGUCCACCCCGCUUUCAGACUGCUAUAGGCGAGCCCCGUGGGAUACUGCUCUAUCAGCCCAACAUGCAGAACACUUAUUUAUUGCUAAGAAGCCUGGGCUCUUGGAGUCAAUUUAUCAGGAGGCUCCAAAGAGAGGAGAGCGGAGCGCGCGUAGAGCAGAGCUUCUCCAGGGAGCCCCUCCACAGCCUGGAGCUUCAGGUCACAGCGGCGUGAACCAGCUCGGCGGGGUGUUCGUCAACGGGAGGCCGCUGCCCGACUCCACGCGGCAGAAGAUCGUGGAACUCGCUCACAGCGGCGCCCGGCCCUGCGACAUCUCCCGGAUCCUGCAGACCCAUGCAGAUGCAAAAGUCCAAGUGCUGGACAAUCAAAACGUGUCGAAUGGAUGUGUGAGUAAAAUUUUGGGCAGGUAUUACGAAACUGGCUCCAUCAGACCCAGGGCAAUCGGAGGUAGUAAACCGAGAGUAGCGACUCCAGAAGUUGUAAGCAAAAUAGCGCAGUAUAAACGAGAGUGCCCCUCCAUCUUUGCGUGGGAGAUUCGAGACAGAUUACUAUCAGAGGGGGUCUGUACCAACGAUAAUAUACCCAGUGUGUCGUCGAUAAACAGAGUCCUACGCAACCUGGCUAGCGAAAAGCAACAGAUGGGUGCCGACGGGAUGUACGACAAGCUAAGGAUGCUGAACGGGCAGACGGGGACCUGGGGCACCCGGCCCGGCUGGUACCCCGGCACCUCGGUUCCCGGGCAGCCCGCCCAAGAUGGCUGUCCGCAACAGGAGGGAGGAGGGGAAAACACUAACUCCAUCAGCUCUAAUGGAGAAGAUUCAGACGAGGCCCAAAUGAGACUCCAGCUGAAAAGAAAGCUGCAGAGAAAUAGGACAUCCUUUACCCAAGAGCAAAUCGAAGCCCUUGAGAAAGAAUUUGAGAGGACCCACUAUCCCGAUGUGUUUGCAAGAGAGAGACUAGCUGCUAAAAUAGACCUGCCUGAAGCAAGGAUACAGGUGUGGUUUUCUAACAGAAGGGCCAAGUGGAGAAGGGAAGAGAAGCUGAGGAACCAGCGAAGACAAGCCAGCAACACUCCCAGCCACAUUCCCAUCAGUAGUAGUUUCAGCACAAGCGUUUACCAGCCGAUCCCGCAACCGACCACCCCCGUUUCCUCUUUCACAUCAGGUUCCAUGUUGGGCAGAACAGACACGGCGCUCACAAACACGUACAGCGCGCUGCCGCCCAUGCCUAGCUUCACCAUGGCCAACAACCUGCCUAUGCAACCCCCGGUACCCAGCCAGACCUCCUCCUACUCUUGCAUGCUGCCCACCAGUCCAUCGGUGAAUGGACGGAGCUAUGAUACAUACACCCCUCCUCACAUGCAGACACACAUGAACAGCCAGCCGAUGGGCACCUCUGGCACCACUUCCACAGGUCUCAUUUCCCCUGGAGUUUCAGUUCCAGUUCAAGUUCCUGGCAGUGAACCUGAUAUGUCUCAAUACUGGCCGAGAUUACAGUAA
Molecule: messenger RNA, 1530 nt
Organism: Gavia stellata (red-throated loon)
Lineage: Eukaryota; Metazoa; Chordata; Aves; Gaviiformes; Gaviidae
Gene: PAX6
Product: paired box 6
Biological process (GO): regulation of transcription by RNA polymerase II; anatomical structure development
Molecular function (GO): DNA-binding transcription factor activity, RNA polymerase II-specific; RNA polymerase II cis-regulatory region sequence-specific DNA binding
Source: RefSeq, a predicted model, not a curated record